CACCCACCACCCACCCACCCUGAACAUGAUACAGUCCAGUUCAUUGACUCUAACGGUUCAGUGUUGUCAGUGUUGUUAUUCACAUGGACAUGUUGGCUGUCCCUGCAGACAGACAUAAAGGAUGGUACCUUUCUCUGAUGGCACCCAACACAAAAGGACCAAUGUUUGCCUGGCUGGACCCGUCCAGACUCUACUGCAACUCCCAGGCUCUUGCAGACUGUGUCAAAGACCUUCUCAGUCCAUUCCACAAUGACACCAUUGACCUGGUUGCUGGGAUAGAUGCAAUGGGAUUCAUUCUUGGGGCGUCUGUUGCCACGACCCUCGGAAAAGGUUUCCUGGCCGUCCGUAAAGCGGGACACCUGUGUGUCGAAACCCAAAACCAAAGCUACACAGACUACACAGGCAGAGAAAAGACUAUGGAAGUAAGGCUGGAUGUGCUAAAACCAGGUAUGAGGGUGCUGCUAGUGGACCAAUGGAUAGAGACUGGGGGCACUAUGAAGGCUGCAAUCCAGCUGGUGGAGAGGCUGGGAGCCACUGUUGUAGGCGUGGCAGCUGUCGCCAUCGAGAACACCGAAGGAGGAAAAUGGAUUAAAGAAAAUUACAAAUUCUCUCACUGCAUCCCCGAAGAGCUGCAGAGUCAGAUCGACCAGAAGUAUCUGGAGUCCUUCAAAAGCUUCAACAACUGAAGAAGAAAACGUGAUUUCUUACAACUAAAGAAGAAAAGGGGAAUAGUGAUAUUUUCUAAGGUUGAGGUUUAAAUAAAUCUCUCUCUCUCUCUCAGGCUCCACUCACAUCUCCAGGCUGCCUCAAGGUUUUUAGGUUUCUUUCUUUUCAUGGCACACAACACCUCGCAUCUACACAUUUUUACUCAUGCAUACAUGCACCUUCACCACCGCUUCACUGAUUAACACACCCCAUCGUUUCUUUGGCCUGAUUCUGGUCUAAGUUGUUUGUGUUUACAAUAAAUUACUUUAAUUUUGGCCUUCAA
This is a messenger RNA of Larimichthys crocea (large yellow croaker), 988 nucleotides long. Its product is annotated as zgc:174895. NCBI's taxonomy places the organism in Eukaryota, Metazoa, Chordata, Actinopteri, Sciaenidae. The transcript has 5 exons. The record is from RefSeq and is a predicted model, not a curated record. The coding region runs from base 84 to 686 and encodes 200 amino acids. Gene Ontology annotation, molecular function: adenine phosphoribosyltransferase activity.